UACGUCGAAGUUUUUCUGUACAACUAUCAUAGUAUGUGCUCGUGCUUGAGUUCGUUUCUGAAGACAUUGCUUCUGUGAUUUACACUGUCCCACUUAUGCCUGUGUGGUUAACGUUAAUUUGUGGAAAACUCAGUUAUGAAUCAUGAUUUUGUUUCUGUUUCAGCGGAUUCAUUUCUAUAUCGGGGUUGGAAUUUUUCUAUUUUAGUUUUGCAUGUUGGUCGAAUUUCGAGCCCAAUAUAUACUUGUGAAUUUGCUGUUGGGGAUCCUAUUAGGCACAAUUCUGUUCUAGUAAAACUUGUUAUUAUUUUGCUAUUUUGCUGAAGUGAGGCUUAUUCAUGUUGCGUUAAGGAUUUCUCUGGUUUUUUCUCAGCUUGAUAACUUCAACAUCUGAGAGGAAAAUUUGAAAUUUGAAGCAAUGUAUUUAGUUGAGAGCAAGGGAGGUGCCAUAGUGUGUAUGCUUUUGGCCCUUCUCUUCUUGGGGACAUGGCCUGCUGUUAUGACUCUUCUAGAGAGAAGAGGUCGUCUUCCUCAGCAUACUUACCUUGAUUACUCCAUCACCAAUCUCUUGGCUGCUGUUAUCAUUGCUUUCACGUUCGGUCAGAUAGGUCAGAGUUCGCACAAUGAACCGAAUUUCUUAGAUCAACUUGCACAGGACAACUGGCCAUCUGUUUUGUUUGCAAUGGGAGGUGGUAUUGUACUGAGCCUUGGAAAUCUGUCCACACAAUAUGCCUGGGCUUUCGUCGGUUUAUCAGUUGUGGAAGUGAUCACAUCGAGCAUAACAGUUGUUAUAGGAACAACUUUGAAUUACUUUUUGGAUGACAAAAUCAAUAAGGCUGAGAUUCUUUUUCCUGGAGUUGGUUGCUUUCUGAUUGCCGUUUGUCUAGGAUCUGCUGUUCAUUCGUCUAACACUGCUGAUAAUAAAGCCAAGCUCAAUAGUCUGUCAAGUGAUCAAAAAGACGGAGCUAUGAAUGUUGCUUCGUCAUUGUCAGCAGCAACCGGAGCCAAAUUAAAUGAUAUAGAGAAAGGAAGUGGUUCUGCAAACAAAGUGAAAGCAGGAACUGCAGCUUUCCUUAUAGAGCUUGAGAAAAGGAGAUCAAUCAAGGUUUUAGGGAAGAGCACUGUGGUUGGAUUGGCUAUAACAUUCUUUGCUGGAGUUUGUUUCUCUUUGUUCUCACCGGCUUUCAACUUGGCAACAAAUGAUCAGUGGCACACUUUGAAGAAAGGGGUUUCCCAUUUAAGUGUUUACACUGCCUUCUUCUAUUUUUCAGUUUCUUGUUUCGUGAUUGCCAUCGUUCUGAACAUCACCUUCCUUUACUACCCUGUCUUGAACUUACCCAAGUCAUCACUGAAGGCUUAUCUAGGAGACUGGAAUGGAAGAGGUUGGGCCUUCUUGGCUGGUCUCCUUUGUGGUUUUGGGGACGGUCUCCAGUUUAUGGGAGGUCAAGCUGCAGGAUAUGCUGCAGCAGAUGCUGUGCAGGCACUUCCACUUGUGAGCACUUUCUGGGGCAUUGUUCUGUUUGGGGAAUAUCGCAAAUCAUCGCGAAGAACGUAUAUACUGCUAGGUAGCAUGUUGUUCAUGUUUGUCGCUGCUGUUGGAGUACUCAUGGCAUCCUCAGGGCAUCGUAAAUGAUUAUUCAGGCAACAUGUCAUGCGCGCACACACACACACACACACAUAUUCAUAUCCACGAGUUUUUGCAAGGCUUCAUUGUGGCAAGGGAGAAGCAUCCACAACGAUUGCUGGUGCUAAUUACUAGAAGAAAUUACAUCCUACAAAGAAAAGCAAAUUUUUCUCUUUCUUGUUCUUUCUUGACCAGAAAUGGGAACAGCAAAGUUGAGAUCUGCUCAUCUAUACAUAGCGCGACUGGAAGUUUCUAGUUGUAGUUGCAACAUCAGGAAUAUUUUAUUCAAUGUUGAUGUUUUAUUCUCGUUUUGUUCGUUC
This is a messenger RNA of Neltuma alba, 1941 nucleotides long. RefSeq names its product ureide permease 1-like. Gene Ontology annotation, cellular component: membrane. The coding region runs from base 416 to 1630 and encodes 404 amino acids. NCBI's taxonomy places the organism in Eukaryota, Viridiplantae, Streptophyta, Magnoliopsida, Fabales, Fabaceae. The record is from RefSeq and is a predicted model, not a curated record. Gene Ontology annotation, molecular function: allantoin:proton symporter activity; uracil:monoatomic cation symporter activity. The transcript has 7 exons. Gene Ontology annotation, biological process: nitrogen compound transport.